AUGGUGCACGCCAAAUCCAAGAAAACCGCCGGGCUGGGCAACGCCCUGAUGAACGAUCGCUUUGGCAAGGGUCGCGGCGCGGAUAGGAAGAAGAGUACCAUCACGAGAGUGAACCAUGCUACAGGAGAGGAGUACCUCACGAACGAGCGACCAGAAGCAUCAUGGGUCAAAAUGCGAUCAGUCACGGAGCAAGGCGCUCUCGACGAGUUUCUUGCGACCGCAGAGUUGGCGGGCACGGACUUCACGGCGGAGAAAAUGAACAACGUCAAGAUCAUCCACACCGACCAGAAGAACCCGUACUUGCUUUCUGGAGCAGAGGAAAGAGCUAUCAUUGGCAAGCAGAAGGCUCACAGGGGACGCUUGACAGUCCCGAGAAGACCAAAGUGGGAUGCUUCCACCACACCGGAGGAGCUGGACAGACGAGAGAGAGAGAGCUUUCUGGACUGGCGCCGAGGUCUUGCCGAACUUCAGGAGAACAACGAUCUUUUGAUGACGCCAUUCGAGCGUAACCUCGAAGUGUGGAGGCAACUUUGGCGUGUAAUCGAAAGAUCAGACUUGAUCGUUCAGAUUGUCGAUGCCAGGAAUCCGUUGCUUUUCAGAUCUGAGGAUUUGGAGCACUACGUCAAAGACAUCGACUCGGAGAAGGAGAAUCUGCUGCUUAUCAACAAGGCAGACAUGCUCACGCUGACGCAGCGGAAGAUGUGGGCCAAGUACCUAAAGGAGAACGGUAUUGCGUACAGAUUCUUCUCUGCGCAUCUUGCGAAAGAGCUACUCGAGGCCAUGGAAAGCGAAGAGUCAGAGUCAGAAUCAGAGUCAGAAGAACAGCCGGCUGGCGGCAGCUCUAAGACUACCCCGAAGGAUGUCGCAUCCGCCGAGGAGGAGAGCUCGGAGGAGGAAGAGGAAGAGAAGGAUGACCACGAAGAGGGCGGCGCGGAAAUAUCUCAGCCGGAGCCUGAAGUCGACGUUGAUGAUGAGGAUACGAGAAUCCUUACAGUCGAGGAGCUGGAGGACAUCUUUCUCAGCCACGCUCCUGAGAACGCAGAGCCUAGCCACAAGCUGCAGAUUGGUCUAGUUGGAUACCCCAACGUGGGAAAGUCUUCCACUAUUAACGCCUUGAUUGGUGCCAAGAAGGUUUCAGUUUCGUCAACGCCAGGAAAGACAAAACACUUCCAGACAAUCCACCUCAGCGACAACGUUGUCUUGUGCGAUUGCCCUGGUCUGGUCUAUCCCAACUUUGCAAACACCAAAGCCGACUUGGUCUGCAACGGUGUGUUGCCCAUUGAUCAACUGCGAGAGUUCCAGGGACCGGCUGGGCUGGUCACCAGGAGGAUACCGAAGUCCUUCUUGGAGGCCGUCUACGGAAUCAAGAUCAAGACCCGCGCUAUCGAAGAGGGAGGUACUGGUAUUCCCACCGCUCCGGAGUUGCUCCGCGCAUACGCCAGGGCCAGAGGCUUCCAAACCCAGGGAUUGGGUCAGCCUGACGAGUCGAGAGCUUCUCGCUACAUUCUCAAGGACUACGUCGCCGGAAAGUUGCUGUACUGUGAGCCACCACCAGGAACAGUCGACGGGCCGGAGUUCAACGCAGAGCUCUAUGACGAGACUCAUCUCCCCGAGAAGCGGCGUCAAGCUCUUAACGCGUCUCUGGAUACCAUGUCCAUUGUUGGCGACGAUAUUUCGAUAGCGCCCUCGGACUUGGCAGCCCUUCCGGCCGGCCCUAAGUCCAAGCAGAUUGACAAGGGUUUCUUUGGUCCCACCAACAGCGGCGGUCACACCAAGAUGCCAUUCAGCCACAAGUACACGGAGCAGGGCCAGAAGCACUUGAGUGGGAGAAAGGCACGGGCAAUGAUUGCUCUGGAGAGUGGCGUUGAUCCCAAAGACGUAAAGCUGUCGUCAGGAAAGAAGCAUUUCAAAGGAGGUGCGAAGACCAGAAAGGGUAAGAAGAAGGCCGAUGAGGAUGACGACUAG
Molecule: messenger RNA, 1965 nt
Organism: Colletotrichum orchidophilum
Lineage: Eukaryota; Fungi; Ascomycota; Sordariomycetes; Glomerellales; Glomerellaceae
Exons: 3
Coding region: 1-1965 (654 amino acids)
Biological process (GO): ribosomal subunit export from nucleus
Cellular component (GO): cytosol
Molecular function (GO): GTPase activity; GTP binding
Source: RefSeq, a predicted model, not a curated record